This is a messenger RNA of Cololabis saira (Pacific saury), 1188 nucleotides long. RefSeq lists its product as uncharacterized. The transcript is spliced from 6 exons. Lineage: Eukaryota; Metazoa; Chordata; Actinopteri; Beloniformes; Belonidae. The coding region runs from base 141 to 830 and encodes 229 amino acids. The record is from RefSeq and is a predicted model, not a curated record.
GUGAUCGCAGUUUGAAACAAAAAUCAACUUUCCUGUUGUAUAAAAAGCUUUGCAUGUGAGCAAAGAGCUUGCGAUGAUGUCUGCAGUGACAGGCUCGUAGCUUCAGUGCAGUUUAUCUUUACCACAGAGGAACAAAGACGAUGAUGUCUAAGAUGUCGUUUUGGAGCUUCAACAUCUUUAUCAUCUUCACAUUUGAGUUCAUCUGCCACCUGAGCCAUGGUCUCACAGUGAAUCAAACGGCGUUUAAGAUCGUCAACCGAGACCGGUCCGUCUCGAUUGAGUGUGCGUACGAUGAACCUGAUGAACUCCUUCUGGAUGUUCGCCUCACCCGGUUAACAGAAUCAAGCAAAGAAAUGCUCUGCCAGAAGGAAAAGAAGGACUGUAAAAAUGUUUUCAUGCACAAAGAGCGUCCCAGAGAGUAUAGGUUCAUUUUACUCAACCUCAGCGAGAAGGAGAUGCGUCAUACUUACGAGUGUGAGGUGACUGUGAGAAAAAAUGACCUGCAUGACACCAAGACAGGAGCAGGAACAAGACUGCGACCAGCAAGCUGGGAAAGCUCAACAGAAACGGUGGACAGAACAACGCCAUCCCAAGGUCAUGAAGCAAAUCGGACGGAACCAGGGGGGACGUGCGCUCCUUCCCACCCUCCUGAGAUCCAGCUGCUCAGCUGGAUUCUGAUUGGUCUGCUCGCCCUGACGUUCCUGUACAGCUGCGUCAUCAGCUGCUGCUACAUCAGACACCUGACAUGCAACAAUGAUUGUGAGAACUCCACGUAUGUGGAAAUGAGGAAAGCUCCUACGAAGUGGAGUCCAGGUGUCAACAUGGGCUAAUCUGCCUCCAGCAUGUUAGUGAUGGACUAUUUUCAGUGUUUGCAAUCAACAUUUCUGAAGCUUCUGUUAAAAAACAAAAAACAUUGUAGUACCACAAAAUAAACAGCAAGAGGAGACAAAAUCAACCUGAAGAGACGGUGCAUUUGCAGAGCAGCAUUUGAAUAUUCCCAGCAUCCGCAUAAAAGUUGUAUUUUGUUAACUUCAUGUAAAUCAGGGCUGUUAAAAAUCUACAAUUUAAUCUAGAUGACUCAAAACUUCGAGGGAACAAAGAAAAGACUGUAAAUCCUUGAUUAGAAAAGAAAGAAGGACAGAAAAGAUCUUAAAGCAAGGGACACCGUUAGAAUAAAUAAAAGGGUCA